AUAAUUGUGAAAGAGGCAACAAACGGCAGCAGAAGCAAAAAUUUCAUUGCAAAAUAAAAUAUAUAGAGUCCGACAAAGCGACUUAUAAUAUAAAGAUAUUUCGCGACGUGCUGAUCUAUAAAAAUCACAAAUUUAAGUUACUCCCGCACACACACACACACACAAUGGCUAGUACACAGAUGUCAGUACAAAAAUCGAAAUACCACGACCACAAUGGCGAGCCAGGCUGCCAAGGUCUGGAGGAAGUGAAUCGAAUGUUCCGCAAUUUCUGGGAUCCGACGGCCUAUUGGGUAUGCGACAAGCAGGGCACGCGGGCGCGUCUCCAGCGCUGUCCACAAUCGCAGUUAUAUAGCGAGGAGCUGGGACGCUGUGUGCACUACACAGAAUGGAACUGGACGGACUUCAAGGAACCACCAAGCCGGCCCAAGUGUUAAAUCCAUCCACUGUGACUCAAAGUCACUCACUCACUCACUCCCUUUAUAUAAGUUUAACCUAAUGUGUAAUCUCUAAGUCAUUCUUGCAUUGAUAUGCAGUUUAGUCAUAAACAAGCGUUCUUCAUAAAAGUUACGUUAUUAUUUUUACAAAAAUUAA
Messenger RNA from Scaptodrosophila lebanonensis, 591 nucleotides. RefSeq lists its product as uncharacterized. Gene Ontology annotation, molecular function: chitin binding. The record is from RefSeq and is a predicted model, not a curated record. The transcript is spliced from 2 exons. Bases 165 to 434 code for a protein of 89 amino acids. NCBI's taxonomy places the organism in Eukaryota, Metazoa, Arthropoda, Insecta, Diptera, Drosophilidae. Gene Ontology annotation, cellular component: extracellular region.